UUUAACUCAGCAAUAAUGACUUAUCUUCGUGAAAGUAAAGCAAAGAUCGGUUAUUAUUUGAUGUGGAGCCACGCUGGUGCAGCUUUCUUUAUUGCUAGUACUUCAUUAUUGGCAAAGUUGACUAAAGUACGAUUUUGCGAUACCAUUGAAAAUGGAUAUUUUGUAUCGUUUAUAGUCGGUGGAAUAUGUCUUUUAUUAUCGAUGUUUUCGCUAUCUUGGUUUGAAUAUGAAUACAGUGAUGCAAGAUCGUUCAAAUGGUCAGGAGUUCGAAAUGAUAUUCUCAGCGUACAUUAUGGCUUCAUGUUUGCUUUAUUGCUUUUUCUGGGCAUGUGCACGUCAUUUCAAUUGUUCUGGGAAUUUUGGUACUUGGAUAAACUGUCUGCGACUCCAUUGCUACUGGGAACAGCGGCUUUAGUUCGAAGGCCUAUUCUUGUUUUAUCAGUAUGCUCUUCAAAACAUUUGAUCACAACCAUUGCAUGGUUGGUUAUAGCUAUCGACACGUUACAAGCGACUGCUUAUGGAUUUUGUCGCUCAGUGUUUGUCGUACAUUUCUCAAAAGCUGCAUCAAAAGAGAACUCCAAUAUGAUUAUAGGUUUACAAGAAACUACUUUCGCCAUUGGACAUGACGGUGGAGCUACUUUAAUGGGAGAAUUGUUUCAUCUCUUUGGAACUCAGAUGACAUUUGUUUUAUAUUCAUCAGCAUCAGGCGUUUUGGUUUUUAUUUUAAUGUUGUAUAUUUACCAUACAAAAUCCUUUAAUGAUUAUAAAGAGGUAGACCAAGGUGGCGUCGACGAAUAAUCGAGUAUAUAUAUAUAUAAUCAAUUAAUACAAAUUUUGCGCAGCAUGGUCUGUUUCGACGGAAUGGGGAGAGUUAUCGUUUGUUUAUACAAUUUAAGUGACUUAUUGGGCCGCCUAUAGUAAUACCUGAAACUUGUUUUUGACAGUGUUCAUUAAAUCGAUUUUUUAUCGACAAAUAUCUGCAUAAAAUUUAAAACAAAUCAAUGACUCUAACGCCAUUUGUACCGUAAAGUUGACGGUGAAAACAUAGACAAAAUGUUAUUAAAAAAUAUCGAUCAAUUUA
Messenger RNA from Xenia sp. Carnegie-2017, 1081 nucleotides. RefSeq lists its product as uncharacterized. NCBI's taxonomy places the organism in Eukaryota, Metazoa, Cnidaria, Anthozoa, Malacalcyonacea, Xeniidae. Gene Ontology annotation, cellular component: membrane. The transcript is spliced from 3 exons. The record is from RefSeq and is a predicted model, not a curated record. Bases 16 to 798 code for a protein of 260 amino acids.